This is a messenger RNA of Acomys russatus (golden spiny mouse), 1485 nucleotides long. Its product is annotated as lysosomal Pro-X carboxypeptidase-like. Gene Ontology annotation, biological process: negative regulation of systemic arterial blood pressure; regulation of blood vessel endothelial cell migration; angiogenesis involved in wound healing. The transcript has 9 exons. Lineage: Eukaryota; Metazoa; Chordata; Mammalia; Rodentia; Muridae. The coding region runs from base 1 to 1485 and encodes 494 amino acids. The record is from RefSeq and is a predicted model, not a curated record. Gene Ontology annotation, molecular function: dipeptidyl-peptidase activity; serine-type exopeptidase activity.
AUGGGCAGCCUGGCUUUCCUGCUCCUGCCCUUCCUGGCACCUGUGGCCACCACAGCCAUCAAUCCAGGCCUAAGGGCCCUGACCAACCUAAACUUGCCAACCUUCCCCACAUUCCAACCUGAUGAAGGCAGUAACUACUCAGUCUAUUACUUCGAACAGAAGGUUGAUCACUUUGGAUUUUAUAACACAAAGACUUUUAAGCAGCGGUACCUCAUAGCCGAUAAGUACUGGAAGACAUACGACGGUGUGAUACUCUUCUACACUGGUAAUGAAGGUGACAUUACCUGGUUUUCGGAUCGUACGGGGUUCAUGUGGGAUGUGGCUGAGAAGCUGAAGGCUUUGCUGGUGUUUGCUGAGCAUCGGUACUACGGGGAGUCCCUUCCCUUUGGUAAGGACUCAUUCAAGGAUUCCAAGCACUUGAAUUUCCUGACAUCAGAACAGGCUCUGGCUGAUUUUGCAGAGUUAAUCAGACACUUGAAAAGAACAGUCCCAGGGGCAAGUGAUCAGCCUGUGAUCGCCAUCGGGGGCUCUUACGGUGGCAUGCUUGCAGCCUGGUUCAGGAUGAAGUAUCCUCAUUUAGCAGUCGGAGCUCUUGCAGCUUCCGCCCCUAUCUGGCAAUUUGAAGAGCUGACUCCCUGUGGUGUGUUUAUGAAGAUUGUAACUGAAGAUUUCAGGAAAGGUAGUGUAACAUGUUCAGAGAGCAUCCUUAGGUCUUGGGGUGCCAUUAACCGACUCUCAAAUACAGGCAGUGGCCUGCUAUGGCUUACCAGAGUCUUCCACCUGUGUACCUCCCUAAACUCUGAGGACAUCCCACGCCUGAAAGACUGGCUCUCUGAGACCUGGGUGAACCUGGCCAUGGUGAACUACCCAUACCCAGCCAACUUUUUAAAGCCUUUGCCUUCUUGGCCUAUCAAGGUAGUGUGCCAGUACCUGAAAAAUCCCUACAUGUCUGACUCCCUGCUGGUUCAGAACAUUUACCAAGCACUGAAUGUGUAUUAUAAUUACUCAGGCCAGUCCGAAUGCAAUAAUAUUUUCGAAACAACAAUUGCCAAUUUGGGAUCCCGGGUUUGGGGCUACCAGACCUGCACGGAAAUAGUCCUGCCUUUUUGCACUAAUGGCAUCGAUGACAUGUUUGAACCCCGUGCGUGGGAUUUGCAAAAGUAUUCUGAUGACUGUUAUAAACAGUGGGGUGUGAGGCCACGACCUUCCUGGAUCACUACCGUAUACGGAGGCAAAAACAUCCUCUCACAUUCAAACAUCAUUUUCAGCAAUGGUGACCUAGACCCAUGGUCAGGGGGUGGAGUUACUGAAGACCUCUCCGAUACCCUGGUGGCCGUCAACAUCCCCCAGGGAGCUCACCAUUUAGAUCUGCGCUUCAGCACUGCCACGGAUCCAGCAUCCUUGCAGUUAGCCCGCUCUGUGGAAGUCAGACACAUGAAACAAUGGAUCUCAGAUUUUUUUGGCAAUUACAGAAAGCAGCCCUGA